GUGAAGGUUUUUAUUAUUUUGGAAGAGAAGAUUUUGAUUUUCGGUGUAACUUAGUAAAACUCGAACUCAGAAUACAAGCACUCUCCUUUCAAUUUAAAAUUUGAUUUUGAUUGAACAAGUAAUAUCUUCGCCAAGUGGGAACUUUGUUUGAUUUUUGCCUUCUUGAAGCUAAUAAUUCAAUUUAAUAUGUUUGAAUUUAAUACAAAAGAUGUAAAAGAAGCUGUGAAAGAAGAAACUGAAGAAACAUCACAUGCUACCUCUCAAACAUGUCCUUCAAUAGAUUUCAAUGAUUCUACUACACUCAUCAACUCUAAUCUACCAUCUAAUUCAGCUGAUAAUGGAGAAGAUAUAUCAAAUCGAGAAGAAAUUAAAUUAGAAAUUGAAUCUCAAACUCCUACAGUUCAUGAAGUGUUAAAUGUUACCAUCAAGUCUGAAAUCCAGGAUUCUGAUAAAGCUGAAGACAAAGAAAUCUGCACUAUUGUAUCAGAACAAGAUUUAUCAUCAGUGCCAUCGUCAGAAACAGAAAUGGAGAAACAACUCAAAAUAAAAAUAACGAAAACAAAGAAAAGCGGUAAACAGAAACCAAGUUCUAGGAAUUCAGAGAAGAAAAUAAAAUUAGCUCCAAAAAAGCCAAGACAUAAAAAAUAUGAAAAGCCUAGUGAUCUGAUUUUGAAAGUGUACAAAUGUGCUUUAUGUCCUAAAGUGUUUCAAAGGUCUUCUCAUUACAACGCUCAUCAACGCACACAUAAUCCUCUAACAACAAAACCUUUCUCAUGUGAGGAUUGCAAGAAUACAUUUCACUACCAUUGCCAGCUGAGAGAUCACGCUCGCAUACACACGGGGGAACGCCCAUUCAAGUGCCACAGUUGCAGUAAGGCUUUCACUCGGAAGGCCUGUUUGGUGCAGCACAUGGUCACACACAUGGACUCUCUACCGUUCCAAUGUGACAUCUGUCGCAAGAGGUUCGCCCGCAAAUACAAUCUGGCCAAACACGUCCAGUCACACUCGGGAGAGAGGCCGUAUCGGUGUCUGAACUGUUCACGACGUUUCAAGUGCAAGCAGUCGUUGGAAAGACACAGCAGAGUCCACGAGCUCAAUAUUUACUCCUGUACGAUUUGUCAGGAGAGUUUCGACAGUAAGCGGCGUCUGACACGACACAAAAUCAAUGAACACGUCAGUUAUAGGCCCUUCACCUGUCAGAUAUGUCACAAGCCAUUCAUAUUCAAAUCUCAACUGACGUAUCAUAUCAAAGAGCACAAUCUGGAGCGUCCGUAUUCCUGUGUCAAAUGUAACAAAUCGUAUUUCAAAAAAGGACAUUUGCUAUUGCACCUCAAACAGUAUUGUGGUGAUUUUAUUCCAGUCUCCAAAGUCAAACUGGAGGUUGUGGCUUAGUUUUAGAAUAAGAGUAAUACUUUGAUAUUUGGGCCACUCGUGUACAAAAUCUGGUUUUAUUAAACUUUACUCGUAUAAUAUAUUUUUAAUUACAUUGAAGCUUUAUUAUUUGUAAAUAAAUAUCAUAUCUUUAGUUGG
Molecule: messenger RNA, 1530 nt
Organism: Homalodisca vitripennis (glassy-winged sharpshooter)
Lineage: Eukaryota; Metazoa; Arthropoda; Insecta; Hemiptera; Cicadellidae
Product: zinc finger protein 37-like
Exons: 6
Coding region: 187-1392 (401 amino acids)
Biological process (GO): regulation of transcription by RNA polymerase II
Cellular component (GO): nucleus
Molecular function (GO): RNA polymerase II transcription regulatory region sequence-specific DNA binding; DNA-binding transcription factor activity, RNA polymerase II-specific
Source: RefSeq, a predicted model, not a curated record